Messenger RNA from Rhipicephalus microplus (southern cattle tick), 1527 nucleotides. RefSeq names its product angio-associated migratory cell protein. Gene Ontology annotation, molecular function: protein binding. The record is from RefSeq and is a predicted model, not a curated record. NCBI's taxonomy places the organism in Eukaryota, Metazoa, Arthropoda, Arachnida, Ixodida, Ixodidae.
GGCGUUGGUUCUGUGCCCCCGUGGUUCUGUGUGUGGCGUCGCCAUGUGCGCCGCAUGCGCCUGCGGCACCACAGAACACCUACCAGGCGGCACCAGCAGCACCGACGAUGGCACGUAUUCCGCAGUAGCAAUGUGACGAUGGAUUUAUACGAGCACCCAGCUGCCCAUUGACGUCCGAAAUUUCGUGACCUGUGUGCAAGGCCACAGUCAAGUAAGCGUCCAUAGGGAGUGCCACGCCUCAGGCCAGGUGGUGUCGAGGCCGAUGCGCUGUGACACACCACCUAGGAUGGAGGACGUGAACGACCGCGACAGCAGCGACGACGAUGCACUGGCCGACAUGGACGACAUAGAAAUUGUGGAAGUGUACGAUGAAGUGGCCAGUGAUUUCAGCGAAGAGGAAGGGGCUGCGGAUGAGGUGGCCCCGCUGGACAACGCCGAGGUCUCCUUCGCAGCCCACCAGGGCUCGGCCUUCGUGUGCGCCGUGUCUGGUGAUGGUCGGCAUAUCGUAACGGGAGGUGAGGACGACCGUGGUUGCGUCUGGCAGCUGGACACGGGCCAACUAGUGUUCGAGUGUGGCGGUCACACUGACUCGGUCACAUGUGCCGCCUUCAACCACGAUUCGACGUUGGUGGCCACAGCAGACAUGGGUGGCUCCCUUCGAGUCUGGGCCGUGGAGAGCCAUGAACAGCAGUGGGAAUUUGACAUUGGCAUGGACCUCAACUGGAUCGACUGGCACGGACAGGCGAACGUCCUGCUAGCUGGAACGGUGGAAGGCAUGGUCUGGAUGUGGCAGGUUCCCGGUGGCCACUGCAAAAACCUGGUUGGCCCGGGUACCUCGUGCGGUGCUGGGCGCUUCCUGUCCGACGGCAGACGGGCAGCGGUCGGCUACGACGAUGGCUCUGUGCGUGUCUGGGACCUGAAAGGGGUUGCCGUAGCACACAGCCUGACGGGAGCCGGCCAGGCACACCCAGGGGGCCCAGUCACGUGCCUGGACGUGGCCGGCGAGCUCGUGGCAUCGGCGGCGACCGACGUGCGACUGCUGCACGCCAGCACGGGGAGGCUCCUUGCGGCCUUUACUCUCAACAAUUCUGCCGGCGACGAAGCCUCAACAGUGGAAGCGGUGUGCAUCGAUGGAGCCCAGCGCACCCUGGCGGCUGGCUUGCUCUCUGGUAGGCUUUCCCUGUGGGACCUGGGCUCACAGGCCGAGCGUCAGAGCUGCUUGCACCCUGAGGGCGUGACGCGUGCCUUCUGGCAGGGACCGCACACCGUGGUGACGGGAUGCCUGGACGGUGCCGUGCGUUCCUGGGACGUGCGCACCCCGCAAGAGCCGGCCCUGUGCUGGAGGGCACACCGGCACGACAUCUUAGACCUGGUGCUGUGCCCGGAUGGUCAGCGUGUAGUGAGCGUGUCCGAUGAUGGCAUCUGUGCCGUGCACAGGUUCGCCUCGCCCGAUUGAUCUCGUCUUCACCGGCCACUACACUGCCACAUUUUUAUGCAGUAAAGGUUUUGUUCUGUUUGAAAUAUUUA